AUGGUUGACUUUCGCGUUGCUCUCCUUUUGUACCUCCCCCUCCUCCUCUCCCUCCCCUCCUUCUUAAGCGCCUCUGCGUCAGCUAGCACGUCGUCGAACUCGACGACUGCUUUUACUGAUAUAUCUUCUGGGGAUGGAGCGCUUGCUGCGUUGUUAGCUAUUCCGCUGAUGAUCGUAUCGAAACCAGCAAUUAUAUUCCAUGCCUCCCAAGCGUUUUUCAACUUCCUUGCGAUGUGCUGCUUUGCGAGCGUUGCGAGUUUUCAGGGUAAAUGGGGUGUUGGACCUUCUGGGUUGACUGGUUUCGCGCUCUUCGUCUCGAUUAUGGGCAUCUUUUUGUCGUUGUUCAUGCUCUUUGUCCCCGUCAUUGAUUCUAAGUAUGGUAAACUCACGCGGCUGUCGCGUGCCCUGACGGAGCUGCGAGUGGCUUUUAUCUUGACGGUCACUGGGACGGUGUUUAGCCUGCUUAUUGCCUUCAUUGUCACAAUAUCAGCAUGGACGGAGCCUGGCUGUAAGAAUCCAGACAACGACCCUCACGCUGACAAAGGAGAUGGAUUCAAAAAUGGGUUGAAAGGGUGGUGUUCGACGAAGAAAGCUGGCGCGAUAUUCUUUUGGCUUGCCUUUGCUUUCUGGUGCGGAACAUUCACACUUACCAUCAUGAACUGGCGCAGCGGAAAGACCCGUGGUCCUCGCGACCCACCAUUCCACCCUCCCAUGGGCAGCGAAGCCGGCGGUGUUGGUGGGGCGUAUGACGAACUUGACGAAGAGGAAGAAGAGUCCACAUAUGAACACGUGCCCCCGAUCCGAGAGAGUAACUACUCUGGUGCUGGGGCUUCGCCGUUCUCGGAUAACAAUGUUGCAGCGAAUAGGAACUCACAAGCUUCGUCUUCGUAUGUGCUGCCACCUGUAAGCGGUGUUGGUGGGUUCAGCGGCUCUUCCGCACCCGCAGCUGGGAACAUACCCGCUGCACGUGCGUCGAUGGACGCGUACGGAGCGUUUUCGGACCCUGCUCCUUCUGGAUACGGUUCUGGCAUUCCUCCGUCCGUUCAACAAUCAACCUUCAGCUCCGCUAGCGGACUCUCGAACACUCCAGCAGGAGUAAGUCGAACGAUGCAAUACGCAGAUCCGUACGCCGCAGUCCGGGCUUCUAUCGCUGGCGCACCACCCGGUGCACCUACGUCGUCAGGAUAUUCGGGAUCGACGUCCCCUGUUCGGACGUCUGUUGCUGGUCCGCCGAGUUAUACGGAGUAUACUGGGUACCGAUAGUGGGUUGUGGAGUCCUUUCUGUCUUUCUGUCUUUCUGUUGCUGUUUUGAGAAAAAUUUUAAUUAUGGAUAAUAUGGAUGUGUGUGUAUGUAACAUGUUCCAUGGACUUUCAACAACAGAUGUAGUAUGAGUAUGAGUACGAUGAUAGUUUUUUUUUGUCAUGACCAACGAUUUGUCCCCCUUGAUUUUAUUAUACUCAGUUCUACUCAAUACUACUCUGUCUCUCCUCUGUUCCCU
Messenger RNA from Fomitiporia mediterranea MF3/22, 1499 nucleotides. RefSeq lists its product as uncharacterized. Bases 1 to 1263 code for a protein of 420 amino acids. The transcript is spliced from 6 exons. NCBI's taxonomy places the organism in Eukaryota, Fungi, Basidiomycota, Agaricomycetes, Hymenochaetales, Hymenochaetaceae. The record is from RefSeq and is a predicted model, not a curated record. Gene Ontology annotation, cellular component: membrane.